Messenger RNA from Exaiptasia diaphana, 1605 nucleotides. Its product is annotated as dual specificity protein phosphatase 6. Gene Ontology annotation, cellular component: cytoplasm; cytosol. Gene Ontology annotation, biological process: negative regulation of MAPK cascade; protein dephosphorylation. The coding region runs from base 66 to 1211 and encodes 381 amino acids. Gene Ontology annotation, molecular function: protein tyrosine/threonine phosphatase activity; MAP kinase tyrosine/serine/threonine phosphatase activity. The transcript is spliced from 3 exons. The record is from RefSeq and is a predicted model, not a curated record. NCBI's taxonomy places the organism in Eukaryota, Metazoa, Cnidaria, Anthozoa, Actiniaria, Aiptasiidae.
AAAUGGCGAGUUAGAACUCCAAGGAAUCACUACGAAUUCAGUCAGUUUGUUUGACGUUGUACACCAUGCCUUCGCUAACUCUAUUAGUCGAUAGCCCUAAAACAUACCGAAGGGCGCAGGUAGAUAGAAAGAAACUUAUGGCCAGAGGAGCGACCGUGAGUUGGCUGAGCGAACAGCUUAAAGGCAACAGUUAUAUCAUGAUUUUAGACUGCCGUCCUUUUGGUGAAUAUUCUCGUCGUCAUAUACAGGGGGCUAUCAACUUAACCAUUCCAUCACUCAUGUUGAGAAGGUUAAAGAAAGGCAACAAUUUUUCCAUUCCUUCGCUGAUAACGUCCGAAGAAGGGAAAGAAAAUUUCAAGAAAAAUCUACCCAUGGCGAGCUGUGUAGUUCUGUACGAUUCUUCUACCAAAGAUCUAUCAUCUGUUGGACACAACUCGGCGCUAGGGGUCGUUAUUAAAAAGCUCUCCGAAGAAUGCUCGGCCACCAACAUUCGUCUACUUGAAGGUGGUUUCUCGAAAUUCGAGGAGAAAUGUUCAGGUUUUUGCGAGGCUGGCGAGGAGUGCGGGCGUCCCCUUCUCUCUCUGGCCGGACUGACCAUCCAUGAUACCAGAAAUGAACAGUCAACCCAGCAAAAGGCAAAUCUCUCCAGUAAUGUCCCAACAACACCAGACAACAAGAAGAGAGGGAAGAUAGAAAUGGUCGAAAUAUUACCAAGACUAUUUCUUGGAGGGGAGAAGGAAGCGUCCAAUCUAGAUCUCCUGAAAAAGAACAAAAUCUCUCAUGUACUGAACGUCACCCAUGAUCGACCAAACGCCUUCGCCGAUGUCAACGAUUUUACUUACAAAAAUAUACCAGUAGAGGAYAAUUGGAAGGCAAACCUGGCAGAUCUAUUCCCAGAAGCAUUCUCCUUCAUAGAUGAAGGCAGAGAGAAAGGCAACGGUGUUCUAGUUCACUGCCUAGCCGGAGUGUCCCGUUCAGUGACUAUUACCAUCGCUUACCUAAUGUCAGAUCAGGGACUAAACCUCAACGAAGCUUAUGACUUUGUCAAAGCAAGGAAAUCAAAYGUUUCACCUAAUUUUAACUUUAUGGGCCAGCUYCUUGAGUUUGAACGAUCGAUCCGUCCACCACAUACUCCCAGYUCUACAACAAGUACACUGUCUCCUGCAAGUAGUUUAGACGAAAGUGAGCUAGACACAAGUGAUACAAUAUAAUUUAGUUAAAUGAGCACAAUUAUUGAUAUUUAGAGAUGUAAAUUAUACAAUAUAUAUAAGAUAGAAUCAAUAUGCGAUCAAUUGCAUAAAAAAAUACAAUUAUACUGCAUCGGCAGUGCAAGUAACACAAUUUUCAGUGAAAUCAAAGUGUAUUAUACCUUUCUUGCAUAUCAAACUGUUCUGAUUUCAAAAAUUGAUCUUCAACUAAGUGUAUAAAGAAGGCAUUCGCGAAUAUUUUUCUAUUCUAUUUUUCUCUUCAAAUCGCUUUUCUUAACUCGAACAAACGUUCUAGAUUCAAUAACAACUAGUAUUUUCUUUGAGAAAUUAAAUAACAUAUUUUUGUACAUAUAUGUAAAUAAUAGCUAUAUUAAUAAAUUAUGAGAUCUUCAUUGCA